Messenger RNA from Prinia subflava (tawny-flanked prinia), 4091 nucleotides. It is a transcript of the gene CLDN12, whose product is annotated as claudin 12. Lineage: Eukaryota; Metazoa; Chordata; Aves; Passeriformes; Cisticolidae. Gene Ontology annotation, cellular component: plasma membrane. The transcript is spliced from 3 exons. The record is from RefSeq and is a predicted model, not a curated record. The coding region runs from base 172 to 927 and encodes 251 amino acids.
CCGCGCGGCCGCGGCCUCCCCUCAGCGCGGCGGCUCCGCGGCCGAGCGGCGGCCAUGGCGCCUCCUCGGAGCGGCGGCAAGAUCCAGUAAGACCUUUUCUCCUGCUUAUAGAAGUUGCUACGGUUUCUCUUGAUUUGCAGACACUGCUGGAAGCAACCUCGGUGGGCAAAUAUGGGCUGCCGGGAUGUUCAUGCAGCGACCGUACUGGCCUUCCUCAGUGGAACAGCCUCAGUAGCUGGGCUCCUUGCAGCAGUUCUGCUUCCAAACUGGAGGCAGAUGAGACUGUACACAUACAACAAGAACGAGAGGAAUGUGACCGUUUACACGGGACUCUGGAUUAAGUGCGCGCGCUUUGAUGGGAGCAGAGACUGUGUGAUCUAUGACCCACAGUGGUACACGGCUGUCGAUCAGCUGGAUUUGCGUGUUCUUCAGUUUGCCCUUCCUCUCAGUAUGUUUACUGCCGUCUCAGCUCUGUUCCUCUGCAUGAUUGGCAUGUGUAACACAGCCUUUGUAUCCACCGUGCCAAACGUCAAACUGGCCAAGUGCCUGGUAAACAGCGCGGGCUGCCACCUCGUGGCCGGCCUCUUGUUCCUGCUUGCCUGUGCCAUUUGUCUCACUCCGUCCAUCUGGGUCAUUUUCUAUAACAAUUAUCUGAACAGGAAAUACGAGCCCAUCUUCAGCUUUGACAUCUCUGUAUUUAUUGCCAUUGCCAGUGCUGGGGGUCUGUUUUUCACUUCCAUCCUGCUGUUCCUGUGGUACUGUGCAUGCAAAAGCCUCCCUUCUCCUUUCUGGCAGCCCCUGUAUUCGCACGCCCCCAGCAUGCACAGCUAUGCCUCUCAGCCGUACUCCGCACACUCCGCACACUCCGCACGUUCCCGCCUCUCUGCCGUAGAGAUUGACAUUCCUGUGGUGACACAUUCCUCUUAAGGAGACAAAGCCUUGGAAGCCAAGUUCUUGUGCUCGUUCAAGCCAUGAAAAUUGCAGGCUUGAUUCGGUGCUGCCCUGCACUGAGCAUAAUCCUUUGCGAGGUUGAGUUUCCCAAGGCACAAAGCCGUGGAGGCCCAAGUUCAGCAAAUCUGUUGCUGUUCUGGUCUGUUUGUUACUUCCUGACCACCUUUCCUUUUUUUCUUUUUCUUUUUUUGACUGAGCUCACUGCAGUCAAAGAUGCUGCUAAUGUUGGAACAGUACACUAACAAUUGUAUGCAUCCCUCCUUUUGCUUACUGAUGUCAAAGCAGGUUUGAACCUCUUUGAAUUUUGAUAAGCUAUUCCUAGAUUCUCAUUGUAAGACCCUUGCACCCAUGUAUUGUCCAGAUGCAGGCAAUGGAACUGGGUGUAGGGGAUUCACUGAGUUUCUUGUUCAUCCAGACCCACAUAUUGUAAUGUGUGAUGUCUGAAAAGGGUGUUUGGCAAACUAAUUCAGUUCUGUGCAGUGUUCUUUGUUUUUUGCUGUACACACAGAUACUUGCUUAGGAACUUCUGUAACAGAAUUUGUGCCAAAUUACCCUUUAUUUUCAAAGUAGCUAUCAGAACGAAUAAAACAGAUUUAACUAAGAAUGUUGUUCUGUGCUGUAAUAGCAUUUUGUGAAUUACUGAAGGCUAGAAAUAUUUUGUGAAUUUUAUUUCUAGUCUGUUUUUUACUAAGUUAGCAAAUUCACUAGAUCUAUUUUGUGAUUAAAACAAAAAACACUAGUACUUAAAAAUUGUAAUUAGAACCUUGAAUGUUUUAUUUUAAGGCCUUCUUAAAAAUGGAGUUUCAAGUAGGAUAUAAAGUGUUCAGUUCUGGAGAGAAAUGCCGCUCACUGCAAAAAGGGUUAGGAAAGUCAUAAAGAAUUCUGAAGACUGAAAGAUUCUUUUAAAACACUGUAUACAAGCUAUAUAUACAUUUCUCUGAAAAGGGAAUUAUAACCCUAAGGGGGAGAUUUUUUAAUCUAGAUGUUUUUUAAAAGUGUAUAUACGAGGAACAAUGAGCUUGGUUUUUUUUCAGAGUUGCUCUUUAUGGUCGAUAGACUUUCAUACUGUAGCUUACUUCAUUACUGAUUAAGACUGAAUCUUUUCAGCCUUGUUCUUUAACACCUUUCAAAUUCAGCUAUUUCAAAAUUCAGUUAUUUCCCCUGCUGCCACCUCAUAAAUGCAGAAAGUUUCCUAUUCCUAUUUUCCGUAAGAUGAGAUUUUGAGUAACUUGUGAGUUGUAGCUCUACAAGGAUGAUUGUAAAUUCCCAGCCUGGGAUGUCUUUAAAUCACUUUUUGCCUUCUAAAAUGCAGAGCAGCAGGUGAAGCCUACGGAUCAAAGCUCUUCAGUAUGGGCUUUGACAUGACUUGAAAAUUUGAUGACAGUGAGUUGAAGAGUGCUAUAAUUAAGACAAGCAUUUGAUUCUCUCAGGUUUUGGUAAAUUGAGAUCUUAUAUUUAAGAUGUCGUCCCAGUUAGGAAAGUUGUUUUGAUUGGUGGCAUUCUGGAGCUUAGUGGGUAUUUGCAUUUCAUUAGUCCCAGAAUAAACUUGUUUUUCUAGAAAAAUCAAAUCAAGUUCUUUAAUUCCAGUUCUGAAAAUUAAUCCAAGGUCCUGAAAACAAUUUAGUUUCCUCCUCCAGGUGUUAGAAAUAGAAACAAGUACUGUACUGGGCAAAUCUUGUUCCGUUAAAAUCUGUGAAAUAACAGUGUAUAAAGAAGGAUUGUGUUUUAGCUGACAGAUCUCAGACUUCAGUGAACAGAGGGAGGAAGCUGAUCUCUAUCAAUUCCCAGCACAGUCAGUAAAGUGACAGGCCUGUAAGACAGUGCUUGAUUAAACAGCAGUCUUGAGGAAUUAACACUGUAGACAAUAAAGGAUAUGUAAGCAGAUAUGCCUUUAAAGGCCUAAACAUGAGUUUAAUACUCUCUUAGGUUUACAAGGUACGAGAGCAUGAAGUGUCUUUUCUAAUCAGAUCAUGACUUGCAUGGGAUUAGAACACGUGUAAUGACAUGCAAGCCAAUUUGUUUUUCUUCAAAACUGAACCUUGCUUUACUGUUAGUUUAGUUGUCCAACACUGUUGCUGUUUAGCUGCCCAUAUCCUUUAAUGCCUUGUAAGGUCAAAGCAAAAGGGCCACUGGUUUGUGAUGUAACGUUGUCUUGCUUCUGCAUCACUUCAGUGUCUUUUCUUUUUUGUGCCUUGCUUCAGUUAUGAGUUGGCCAGUAAACGUUACAGUCAGUGUCUGAUACACUCUUUGAGCUUGAAUUUGCAAAGCAUUUUGAUCAUUUUUAAGAGCUGAUGAAUAUGUCUCUUAGUGACUUAAAAAGGAGCUGAAUUUUCAGCAUCUCCAGAACAAGAAUGACAGCCUGGCAAACUGUUGCUUUCUACCAGAAUAUAAGUUUAGCCAGUGUUGUUUUCUGUGCACUUUAAUAGCAGAUGCCUCUGACAGCUCUUUUGUAUUCUGACUUUGAUUCUUAUGCACUGAACUUUUAAUUAGUAUUUGCUGCUGCCUAAGCUGAUAACUCAUUGCUUUGAAAAUUGUGUCUUUCCAAAAGUCAGAGAUGAAUGAGUUAUGAAAAUGGGGCUCCAGAAAAUGAUGGAUUCCAGCAUAGGUUGUAGUUGUCAAAAAACCUGUUGCAUCAUUUUCUGUCACCAAAGCACGACUGGUUUUCUUUCAUCAAUGCUGUUAAUGUUUCUGCUGGUUCCUAAGUGAAGUUACCUGGAAGUGCUGUGCUAUAUUUCCUUUGUUACAGAAACACAUGGCCAACCUGUGACACUUCAGCCAAGUGCCACUCCAACGUUUUUUUUUAGCUAAGGUUGCCAUCGUGCCCAGCACCAGGGCUGGGGUGUGACAGGCCUGCCUGGAUUGGGAAAGAACACUUGUGUCCUGCAGGGGUGUCUGCCAGUUAGCACCCCUCCUCUGACCAGCUGCACCUUCCUGGGCACUGCUGUGUGCAGGACAAGCACUUGGGGUCUUGAACAGAAAGAUUUUAAUUUGUAGCUUGUGCAGGAAAGGUUGGGUGCUUUGGAAUUACAGGAACCUGUGUUUUUUCAAAUAGUUCCUGUCCAACUUCUUUAAAUUGUGUUAAGUGUUGGUUCUUUUUAUGUGAAACAAGAUAUGUAUUUUUAAUAAAAGAGUCUCAUACA